GUUAUUAGAACGUUAUUAUUGUUCAUCGAAACUGCUUCAACAAAAGGACCAAAAAUAAUGGAGAAGAAAGGCAAAAGAAGAAGGCAACAGAAAAAGCUUGAGCUCUCAGCAAUGGCCGCACUUAUUUUCUUAUUCUUCAGUUUUACUCUCGCCAAGGCCAAACCACAACAACAACAAUCCUUCCAACAAAGAAUGAGAAGAAAUCUGGUGGAGAACAACAACAAACCAACGUUGUCACGCGACGUAACAUUGGAAUGGCAGAAUCAUGGACAGGUGGUAAUUGACAAUGGCUUAGUUCGAGUCACAUUAUCUCGUCCAGAUGGCAAUGUUAUUGGCCUAAAAUAUAAGGGUAUUGAUAACGUACUUGAAAUUCACAAUGCACAACAUAAUAGAGGAUAUUGGGACGUGGUUUGGAACCGGCCGAAUAGAGCUAGUGCCACUGACAGAGUAAGGGCGACAGAAUUCAAAGUGAUCACGGUGAAUAGUGACCAAAUAGAACUUUCAUUCACCAAAACUUGGGAUCCUUCUGAUUCUUCUUCACUCCCUUUGAACAUAGACAAAAGAUACAUUCUACGACGCGGCGAUUAUGGAUUCUAUUCAUAUGGCAUAUUUGAAAGAUUAGAUGGAUGGCCUCAAAUUGACGUUGAUCAGAUUAGGAUUGUCUACAAACUCCAAGGGGACAAGUUUCAUUACAUGGCAAUAUCAGACAACAGACAAAGGAUCAUGCCAACGUUACAGGACCGUUUGAUGGGACGACCUCUAGCUUAUCCAGAGGCGGUUCUCUUAACACGACCGAUCAAUUCUAACCUCAAAGGAGAGGUGGACGAUAAGUACCAAUACUCUUUAGAAAAUAUGGAGAACAAAGUUCAUGGAUGGGAGUCGAGUGAGCCACACGUGGGAUUCUGGAUGAUCACGUCCAGUGAUGAGUUUCGCACGGCGGGGCCCGUCAAGCAAGAUCUCACUUCCCACGUCGGCCCCACCACUCUCUCUAUGUUUGUAAGUACACAUUAUGCGGGUAAAGAAGUUUCCAUGAGAUUUGGAGAGGGAGAGGCUUGGAAGAAGGUUUUCGGACCGGUUUUCACUUAUCUGAACUCGGAUCCGACCGGCACAGGAAGUCUCGGUUCACUAUGGGAAGAUGCUAAAAACCAGAUGAGGAUAGAAAGGAGUAAGUGGCCAUACAACUUUGUUGAAUCCGGAGACUUUCCAUCGUCGGACCAAAGAGGCACCGUGAGUGGUCGAUUAUUAGUCCGAGAUAGAUACGCUAAGAACUCACACAUGUGGGCCGAUUCGGCUUAUGUGGGCCUCGCCGCUCCCGGGGAAUCGGGGUCUUGGCAAAAAGAAAGCAAGGGAUACCAGUUCUGGACACGCGCGGACGAGCAAGGAUACUUCUCAAUCGACAAUAUAAGGCCUGGAAAUUACAAUUUAUAUGCUUGGGUACCUGGCGUCGUUGCCGAUUACAAGUAUGACAAGGAAAUCAUAGUUACACCAAGAAGUUCCACCAACCUAAACUUGUUGGUCUUCCACCCUCCAAGACAAGGCCCAACUUUGUGGGAGAUUGGCGUCCCAGAUCGAACGGCGGCUGAGUUCUAUAUACCGAAUCCCCAACCCACCCUCAUGAAUCGCUUUUACAAUAAUUCUAAAUUCCACACCCAAGAUAAUUUUCGACAAUAUGGUCUUUGGGAACAAUACUCUGAAUUGUAUCCCAAUCAAGAUCUCGUCUACAAUGUCACCACUGACAAUUACCGUCGCCACUGGUUCUUCGCUCACGUCACCCGAGCAACUACAUCCGAUAACUAUGAGGCAACCACAUGGCAAAUUGUGUUUCGUCUUCAAGGGCCUAAACAGACUGGUAACUAUAUGCUCCGAUUGGCCUUGGCCUCCUCUACCGACGCAGUCGUCGAUAUACGGUUCAACAACCCAUCUGCCACACGGCCUCAUUUCUCGACCGGGUAUUGGUCCUCGGGAAAAGAUAACGCCAUUGCCAGACAUGGGAUUCAUGGCCUUUAUUGGUUAUUCAACUUCCAGGUUCCCAGCCAAUAUUUGGUAGAAGAUGAAAACGUAAUCUAUCUUACACAGAGAAGACAUACAGGACCUUUUCAAGGAGUAAUGUACGACUACAUACGAUUUGAAGGUGUAGAGUAAAACCAAAUACAAAUAGGAUAAUCACUGAUGACCCAAUUUAUUCAUUUAAAUUCAUUAUUAUAAUUAUAAUUAGUAUUAUUAUUGUUAGAUAGGAAUCUUGUAAUUUGAGUUAGUUUUUCUUUAGUUAGCCAAUCUCUCUGUUUUACUCUUUGUUUCCAAUAUCCAAAAUUCGAGACAAUUUCAUAUUACUAUAACCCAAUUAUCAAAACAAGUUCCAAUAGAGGGAAAAAGAAC
Benincasa hispida (wax gourd) is the source of this 2376-nucleotide messenger RNA. The record is from RefSeq and is a predicted model, not a curated record. NCBI's taxonomy places the organism in Eukaryota, Viridiplantae, Streptophyta, Magnoliopsida, Cucurbitales, Cucurbitaceae.